Molecule: messenger RNA, 1167 nt
Organism: Theileria orientalis strain Shintoku
Lineage: Eukaryota; Apicomplexa; Aconoidasida; Piroplasmida; Theileriidae
Exons: 6
Coding region: 1-1167 (388 amino acids)
Source: RefSeq, a predicted model, not a curated record
AUGAAUCCCGAAUUUAUUCUAGAUUUUGAUAAGAAUGAUAACACACCAGAAAAUAAGGAGCAGAGUGACCAUGAUGAUAGUCUAGAUACCUUUACCAACUCAAUACUAUCGCAAUAUGCCUCCGGCAUGAACCCGCCCAUUUGUAAGGUAUCAAACUCAAAAUCAGUCUCACAAACUGUCAAAUUCCCUUUCGGGGAUGCCAAGUCAGCCGAAGAACAAAAUAGAGACUUGAGUGCUAACGAUGUGUUCCCAUUUAAUAAUUACCUUAAUAAAAUAGAAAUAUUGUACACAAUGGCAACUAAAUUGGAAAAUACUUGGAAUGAAUUGUUCAACUUGGUCAGGGAAAAAACUAAUUACAACAGAUACGACUUAUCUCUAAAGAAACCUUCAAUUUGGAAGCAUAGUAAUAGCAUAAACGACUUGCAUCUGGAAGCGAUUUCAAGGUGGAUUGAAACAUCGUCAAAUAUAAUGUGUUGCCUCGCCAACACACUUAAUAUAGAUAAUCAGAAUCACCAGGAAUUCACCGGAUCCAAACUAUUACAGGACUCAAUUGACGAGUCUUACUCUAAAUUCAAUACCGAUAUUAGCAAAGCUUGGGGUCAAGAUAAGAAUUUAACUCAAAUUCAAGAGAAUGAUCUGAAAAAUGAAUAUCUGAAGGUGAUGAAGUUUAACACAAUGAUUCAGUCGGAUUAUGAGAAAAUUAUUGAAAAGUUGAGAAAUGAAAGGGAUGCCGCAAUUUCAAAGGCUGAACUUAAAGCGGUCUUGGAGAAGGAGAUUUACUCGUUAAACGAGAGGAUAUCGCUCUUAGAAAGACAAUUGGCCGAUAAAAAUAAUCAAAUUGAGGAGCUACAUAGGAGUGUAGAGUCCUCUAAUAGGGUUCAGCUCCAGAUUAUGAAAAAGAACGAGGAACUGAUAGCCAGUAAUCAGAAAUUACUGAUGGAUAAGAGUAACUUUAUAGAUAAGGACACAGCGAAGAAUCUAAUAAAGCAGUACUACGAAGAAGAGAAACGGGGCGGUGAAAGGAAGGAAGAUAUAGUCCAACUCUUGGAAAGAAUGUUGGAUAUCAAUAAGAAGGCGAAGGCGUCCGAAGAGUUAAAAUCGGAACACCGUCGUUCCCUGCUGAGCGAGUUCAUGAACUUCGUGAAUGAAAACGUGGAAUCACGGUAG